AUGUCUCCACCCCACACCGUCUUCUACGGGACCUUCAUCGACCUUCCCCGCACGAAGUCCGGACAAAAACAUGACCUCUUAGUCCGUCACGGUGCCCUUUGGGUAUCCGCCAAUGGUACUAUCGAAGGCAUGGAUUGGACUGUCGGGAAUGACAGUGACCUCCACGCUCUCCUCCGCCGCAAGGGCUGGGUUGACAACGUGCACCUCGUCCGCGCACAGUCCUCCCAGAACGAGUUCUUCUUCCCGGGCUUCAUCGACACACAUAUCCACGCCCCGCAGUACCCCAACUCAGGGCUCUUCGGCUCCUCCACCCUCCUCGAGUGGCUAGAACGCUACACCUUCCCCAUGGAGUCCUCCUUCGGGAGCACCUCCAACCCUUCCUUACUCACAGGAAACGCCUUCCGCGUCUACAACCAGACCAUCACCCGCACCCUCUCUCACGGCACCACCUACGCCGCGUACUACGCAACCAUCCACGUCCCCGCCACGCAGAUACUCGCAAGCCUCUGCCUCGAGCGCGGCCAGAAAGCCCUCAUCGGCCGCGUCUGUAUGGACAACCCCUCCACCUGCCCAGAAGACUACCGCGACGCCUCUCCCGCGUCCUCCCUGUCCGACAACGAAGCCGUCAUCUCCUACAUCCGCGGCAUCGACCCGUCCGGCGCCCUCGUCAAGCCCAUCCUCACCCCGCGCUUCGCCCUGUCCUGUUCCGCCACCGCCAUGCGUGCCAUCGCAGACCAGGCCACCCGCCACGCAUCUGGGGAUGGCGCUCCGCUGCACAUCCAAACCCAUAUCUCUGAGAAUACGGCCGAGAUCGGUGCUGUGCGCUUGUUCUUCCCGCAGCAGGACACCUACGCCGGUGUGUAUGAUGAGUAUGGGCUGCUGACCCCGCGAACGAUCCUCGCACAUGCUGUGCAUCUGACCCCUAAGGAGAGGGAACUAAUCUCCGCACGUGGGGCGAAAAUUUCGCACUGUCCUACGAGCAACUCGGCGCUGGGUAUGAGUGUGUUGGAGGCAGUGCGCCAGGCGUGUCUGGUUUCGCGGCUAGUGCGGUUUGCGGUCUCUCCGGAGGACGAGGAGGAAGGCAAACGCAUGGUGCUCAGCGUUGAGGAGGCGUUGUAUCUGGCUACCCGCGGUGGUGCAGCGGUGGUUGAUGCGGCGGACCAGGUGGGUGGGUUUGACAAGGGUAUGUUGUUUGAUGCGCAACUGGUGCGGCUGGGGCCGGGGGUGGAGAAGGGCAUCAGCGGGAAGGAGAGUCCCGUCGACGUGUUUGGAUGGGAGUCGUGGGAGGAGAAGGUGCACAAGUGGGUGUGGAAUGGGGAUGAUCGGAACGUCAAGGGCGUGUGGGUGAAUGGGCGGCUGGUGCAUAGUCGUGGGGAUGUUGGUGGUGAGUCUGGGGGGCGGUUGCUGCGGUGGGUGUUGGGGCUGGGCGUUGUUGGUCUUGGGGCCGUCAUUGCCUGGAGAUCCCGCCGGUAG
Messenger RNA from Aspergillus terreus NIH2624, 1473 nucleotides. RefSeq names its product chlorohydrolase family protein. Lineage: Eukaryota; Fungi; Ascomycota; Eurotiomycetes; Eurotiales; Aspergillaceae. Gene Ontology annotation, molecular function: zinc ion binding; guanine deaminase activity. The record is from RefSeq and is a predicted model, not a curated record. Gene Ontology annotation, cellular component: cytosol. Bases 1 to 1473 code for a protein of 490 amino acids. Gene Ontology annotation, biological process: guanine metabolic process. The transcript is spliced from 3 exons.